This is a messenger RNA of Lucilia cuprina (Australian sheep blowfly), 2918 nucleotides long. Its product is annotated as ecto-NOX disulfide-thiol exchanger 2. Gene Ontology annotation, cellular component: external side of plasma membrane; plasma membrane. Bases 164 to 2749 code for a protein of 861 amino acids. The transcript has 7 exons. Gene Ontology annotation, biological process: ultradian rhythm. The record is from RefSeq and is a predicted model, not a curated record. NCBI's taxonomy places the organism in Eukaryota, Metazoa, Arthropoda, Insecta, Diptera, Calliphoridae. Gene Ontology annotation, molecular function: protein-disulfide reductase activity; RNA binding.
CGACACAGAUCUCUGGUUGAUCUUUGUAAUAAAAGAAAUACGGGCGUUUCUUACAAUUAUUGUGUUGGAAAUUAUAAAAAUCCAUAAGAAAACUAAAAUAUAUUUAUUGCAACUAAUUCAAAAUGUGUUAAAUACGAGGCUGUAUCACAAAGUUUUAUUAAAAAUGGCUUUUAAUUACACUAAUUUAGGCCAUCAAGGCUUAGAAAAUAUGAUGCCCUUUUUUAAUACUCUGGCCAAUGGAGCAUCUAUGCCACCACAUGCCAACUUUAUGAAUCAUUUAGCUGCCGCUAUGAAUAAUACACCUACAACUCAUGCGUCUGCUACACUGCACAAUACUUUGCCAACUACACCAGCAGCAGCAUCAACAAGUAAUUUUAAUGCUACAAAAACAGCAACAAAAACAUCAAGACGUAAUCCAGAGCCUCCGCCGCCACCUCGCUUAAGAUCUCCAAGUCCAACACGUAAUAAUGUCAAACCGAAUCAAGGCACUGCGCCAAUGGACUUGGAAAAUGAUUUAGAAAAUGACACGCCCACUGUAGUUGCUACUACCACAAAUACAGUGGGAGCACAAAGUGAUUCCACACCCAAAUUAAACACAGAUAAAAUGCCAUUAAAUAUGCCAGAUUCUAGUUUGUAUUUAAAUGGUCUAAUGGCCGGUCAAAUAUGUGCAAAUCCAGGAUUUAUGUUUUUUCCUCCAAAUCCUGCUGCGGGUACUGCAGCUGCCAAUAGCUUAAUGGAUCCAGCCACAAUGAUGGCUGCAAUGCAGCAAAUGCAACAAUAUGGAGCCUAUGCUAAUGGAGCACUAGCCGAUCCCUCGAACACAAUGGAUCCCAAUAAAAUGGGUCACACAAAUAUUGCAGAAAAUUUUAACGGCUCACCAGUGGCCACCAAAGAAGUUAUAAAAACUAAAAGCUGCAUGCUUUUGCCUCCCAAUCCUAAUGCUCCACCACCCACUAUACGUGACAGGCCUCCUGGUUGUCGUACGGUUUUUGUGGGCGGUCUACCAGACAUUAUAACUGAGGAAAUAGUGCGUGAGAUAUUCGAGAGUUGUGGAGAAAUCUCAACAUUACGCAUGUCCAAGAAAAACUUUUGCCAUAUACGUUUUCGCCAUGAAGAGUCCAUUGAUCGUGCCAUAUAUUUUAGCGGCUAUCGGGUGCGUCUCAACAAUACAAAUGAUCAAGCCAGUUUUGGACGUCUACACAUUGAUUACGCCCAAGCUAGAGAUGACCAAUACGACUAUGAGUGCAAGCAGAGACAAUUGCAACGUGAACAACGACACCGCGAACGCAUGUCUUUAGAUCGUUUACGUUCUCAAUCUCCCCCUCCCAUACCACACUAUACCGAUCAUGAGGCCUCUAUGGUGGCUGAAAGUUUGCGAAAUAACGACACUUUUGUUAAGGCUGUGCAGACUAUAACAAUUUGGCUGGAACGUGGUGAUUGUACUAAACGCAAUGCUAAUGUUUUCUAUUCGAUGAUACAAAGUACUCAUGCUCAUGUCAGACGUUUGACAGGUGAUAAACAACAAUUGGAGGAGGAUUUGCGUAAAGCUCGAGAAAGUUUUCGCAAACAAAUGUUGACCAUGACAGCUCAGUUCACUCAGAUUGAAAAAGUGUUUAAUGCUGCUAGUCACAAGAAGGUUUGGGACCAUUUCACCAAGGCCCAAAGAAAAAACAUCGAUCAAUGGAAAAAAUUGGCAACGGAAUUGCGAUCAAUACAAAUUGAAGAUGAUGAAAUGGAAAUGUCCGAUGAGGAUCGUGAUUAUCAAACGACUACACAUACGAAACGUAAACGUUACGAUAGUGAUAAUUUAAAGGAGGAAAAUGAUUCCUUGCGACAUCAACUGGAAGCCAUGCGCAAUGAAAUGAGUCUUGAACGUACUGAUCUCAAGUAUAAUAGUGAUUUUCGUGAAAAACAAAUGAAAGUUCUGCAGGAAACCAUACGCAAUAUGCAGACACAAUUGCUACAAACAAAAAUGCGUGAACAGAAGGAUGCCAAGACCAUAGAACAAUUGGAGAAACGUUUAAAAGAGGCAGGAGUUAAGCAGCUUUUGCUUAAGACUAAAAUACGUGAAACUAAUGAAAAACUUAAGGAUCGUGAAGCCUGUGCCUCAGUCUAUUCAGAGUCAAGUGAAAUACAAGAUUUAGAUGAGGAGGUGGUAAUGCAAACACCCUCAAAGAAACUGGACAACUCGCAAAUUAUAGAUAUUGAUGUUGAUAAAAGUGAUGAUGAAGUAAAGAUCAUAGAAGAUAUCAAUGAAGUUGAAGAAAUUCGUCAAAAAUAUAAAGAGAAAGAGAAGCUAAAGGAACAGAAAGAUAAAGAGGAAAAAGAAAGAAGUUCCAUUUUUGAAGUAACCACAACAGAUGAUAAGCAUACCGAAAUUGAACUAGUUCAGGAACUGGAUCAACAACAAAAAGUCAAAGAGAAAUCUUGCGAGGUAACCACAGCAGAUGAAAAAGAUCCACAAGAAAAAUCUCUAAUAACAGCUAAAGAGCCCUUAAACCAAGAUGAAGCUAAACUUAUAGCCUUAACCACAGCCUAUUUGUUAAUACAACCUUUGGGCUCUACCUCCCAGUCAAUUUGCGAUUAUAUCAAAACUAUAACUAAAGAUUCUCACAUACAAGCAACAGAUUUAAAUAAAAUUCUACAAAAAUAUACAAAUAUUUUCGAAACAACUGUACACAUUGAAGAUUCCAUGGAGUUCGGGGAUCAUCAGAAGAUAAUUUGGAAAAGUUGUGCUUUAACGGUGUAAUCAAACGUUUUUGGAUCAUUAAACAUUUGGAACAAUCAAGUGAAGAAGAGACCAUUUUUUUUUAUAUAACAUUAAAUUAAACUUUCGGUUAUUGUUUUAACACAUACAUACAUAUUUCUAUAUAUUGGUUAUAUAAUAUACCCUUCAGUACGCAAAGUGUCAAUUUGCA